This is a messenger RNA of Corvus hawaiiensis (hawaiian crow), 4595 nucleotides long. It is a transcript of the gene ETAA1, whose product is annotated as ETAA1 activator of ATR kinase. The transcript is spliced from 5 exons. The record is from RefSeq and is a predicted model, not a curated record. NCBI's taxonomy places the organism in Eukaryota, Metazoa, Chordata, Aves, Passeriformes, Corvidae. The coding region runs from base 71 to 2917 and encodes 948 amino acids.
CGCCAGCUGCCCGGGAAAAUGGCGGCGCUGGUGGUGGCGGGAUGGAUGCCGUACCGCCGCAGCGGUCGCCAUGCCCGGUAGCCGGCGGAGGGGGUUGUGCCUCAGGCCCGCCGCCCUGAGGAAGCGCAGCGGCGGCGAGGAGCAGCUCACCCGGCAGCAGGCGGAGCUCCCCGGGGAGGAGGGGGCGGUGGAAGGCGGCGCGGGCCGAGGCCUGCCCGCCGGGGAGGCGGCAUGCUCGCCCCGCGCUGCAGAGUCAUGUUUACAUAAGACACCAAAGAGAUCGUUGAGUAGGAAAUCCCGAAUACCUACUUUCAGCUCUCCUAUUAAUGACACUGAUACACAGCAAGAGAUCUUUUGGGAUUCUCAUUCACCUGUUGCACACAGACUAGGCAAUGGAAAAACCAAGCAGUCUACCAGUAGAUGCGCAGUAGAAAUUUCGGAAAUUGUUAAUCGUAUUGCUCCUCAGGAUGAAAAAGCAACCUGUAAUGAAGGCUCCCUUUUAGGAACAUGGAUUGGUGAGGAUGCUAUUCCCUGUACACCUGUAGUAGUAAAAGGGCGAGCUAGGACAAAGUUAAGUUGUACAAGAGAUCUUAAAAUAAAAAAUCCCGAAGAGGAACUCAUGAAAUUGGCUAAGGAGUUUGAUAAAAAUCUAGUAGAGUUAGAUGCUGUUCAGGAACAGGAGAAGCUUGGUCACAACUUCAUCCAGACCACCUCAGCGCUUUCAAGUAAUUCUAAAGAUGAAAUAAAUAUGAAGAACCAGAAAUCCCUCCUUGGUGAAAGUUCUGAAACAGAUACUGCUGUGUGCCUGAAACCAGUUGGACAGAGCACUGGCAUCCUUGUGGCAGAGCCCUGUCAAUCCAGCAGUCAAAAGUCUGUAGACCUUGAGGCUGAAGUAGCCCUUCAUGCUCUUUUUGACUGCUCUACCCAGAAGUGCAGUGGACAGUUGAGCCAAGGGCUGUCAGAUAUUUCUUUAAAUAGUAGUUUUCAGAAAAUUAGAAGUACCCUGGAGGAGGAGAACCUUCCUGAGAAAACUGAAGACACGCAGUGUGGUAAUUCAGAGGCAUAUCAAAAAGAUACUCUGUUUGCAGUAGGAAGCGUGGACCAGACUGUACCAAAGCCUGAUAAUUACACCUUGACAAAAAAAAAUCCUCCUUCUUUGAAGACACAAUUGGUGGCCUCCACUAAGCUUGCAGGAGUAGUUAAUGAUGACUUUGAUGACUGGGAUGCAGAUCUUUUGGCAGAUGACUCUUUUGUGAUGCAAAUAACCCAAAAUCCUGAAUUGAUAAAUACUGAAGAACCACCACAAAUUCCUGCAAAUCCAUUUGUGCGUGAUUUCAGUGAUGCUGGCAGAACAAAGCAAAGAAGUAGUGGCAAUUCAGUAACUCUUUUGGGGACUGUAAGCAAAUCUAACAGUUUGCAAUAUUCACCUUUGAAACAUUCUAGUAGAAACUCACAAAAUGUUGUAAAAUCCGUGUCUUUGCAAAAGCCAUGUAAGACAGAAAACUCAAAGACAGAGACUAAGGCCUUGCAUGGCAAAUGUGAUGUUACACCAGAUAAAAUUAAUUCUGUUUGGAAAAGUGCCCAAAACAGUGAUUUGAACUAUAUUCCUGUUCCAAUGCAAUCUGAAGUGAAGAAUGGAAAUGAAUCUACUAAGCCUAAAAGUGAUGCUCUUCCUCUUUUUCCUUCAAGGUCUAAUCCUCAUAGACAACCAGCAGGAAAACCUGGGAAUUACACUCAUACUAUUUCCUGUCAGUCAUCCAGUGUUUCUACCAAUAUGAAACCUAAUGAUCUAACCAAAGUGGUUAACCAGGCUAAUACAGGUCACUCAAAUCAAGUUGAUGUACCAAAGAAAUGUCCUCUGUCAUUUGAUGACUGGAAUGAACCAAAAUUCUCUGAUGAGAUACUAGAUAUGUUUUGUGGAUCUGAUAGUCUUUGGGAUGCAAACUAUGAGGAUGAUGAAUUGUUAUAUCAGGUGUGUGAUGAUAUAGAAAAGCAGACUCAGAGCCAGGACGUUAAACAAGGAAAUGAAAAAACUAAAACUAUACAAGGAGCCAGUGUUAAUUCCAGAUCAAAUGCUGAUAACAGCUUCCCAGCAUCUAAACAAGGACUACCUGAUCUCCUCUUGGGACAAAAAACAAAUGCAAAACAGGAGGCUCUCUCACUAAAUGAUUCCUGUAGGAAUUCAUCAAAGGUGGUGCAUGGGUUGGCCGCAACAGGUCAUGUAGUGAAUUGUAAGAACAUCUCAAAUCCUCUGACUGUGAUCUCAGGUCCUUCUGUGGAGUGUAAAUACACACUGCCUAAAAACUGUCAUCAAGAUUCUGAAGAUACCUCAAAGACUGUUUCAGGGAAAUGGUACAGGUCAAAUUCUGUGCCAGCAGGAGAGACAGGUUCUGAAGUAAGUCCUGCUAAUGCAGUAAAUAUUUGUAGUAGCAAAGCACUUGACAGCUCACAUUUCUUGUAUAAUGCGGGAAAGAUUCCAGGUAGCAGCUCUGGUAACAAAACUUCACUUGUGCCUUCAAAGUUUAAGUUCCGAAAGAUUAACAGUUCUCAGGGUGGUCUUCGUGUAGGGUCUGAAAAUCCAGGGAAUCAUUCUGGCAUUGGAAUUACUCUGCAGGGUUUGGAAGGAAGCAAGAAACAGGUGAAUGCAACUUUGCACAGCAAGCUUGACAAUAAGAAACCACCUUUCAAGAGGCACCUUUCAGAGUCUUUUGCACAGACUACAUCAGGUAUUUGUCUUUAUUGUAUCACUGUUAGACUGUGUUUCCUUACUGUCAGAGAAAUUUGCAUUGUAUUGCCACUUAAAAUAGGCUUCAAUAUCAUCCAUUCAGUUAAGGUGUUAGCAAAUGUUCUAAGAAGAAUCUGGAGGUUAUUUUCUCAAAAAUGGAAUUGUCCUGAUGCAUAUCUUGAAUUCCUGUAGUUAAGGACACCUGUUUCCAUUCCACUUCUCUAAAUACUUCACACCCUCUCUCCAUAGACACUCAGAUUCUCGAGGAUCAAGUAUAGGCUGAUGCAGCACUCAGCAUACUAUUUUCUUAAACUGUUACUUAAAAAUACUGUUAUUUUGAUGCAUAGUAAAACCCCAGUUAAUGAUGGGACAGGGAAAGAAGACACCAGGUGAUAUGGAAUACCAGUUUCUUUAUAUUACUGUACACCUGGAAUUUGGACCCUCAAAUCACUUGACGCUUUUCAGAGCUCAGCCUGUAUUACUGUUUGCUCUGUAGCUGAAAUUGGCAGUGAAAUAUUCUUGUGUUAUCAGUCUAAACACUAAGAUGCCCUUUCAUCCAGAGGAGAGCUCAGUCACUUCUUUAUUGCCAGGCGGCCAUCAGUAAUAUUCCAUGCUCAGUGUUACUUACUGGGGAAAUGUAGAACUAGUCAAGUGCCAGUCAGUCUUAUUUUCCCUUGAUGUCACAGCUUGGCAAAGUUUUAAUCAAUAUUCAUUCUGAUAAAACAUGCCUUUAAGAGUGUCCUAUAUCAACUUCCAUUUUCAAGAAACACUGUUGCAAAAGCAACAAAACUAUUAAUUAUUGAAGAAUGAGUAUUUUAUCUGUUUCCUCCCCAGAAGAGAAGCAUAUAAAUUGAAAGUAGCUAUUUUGGAUUAUAAGGGGGAAGGAAGGGGAGGGAUAACUAAAUAUUCUAUGGAAUGUUCUAGAGAGUAAAGGAAUUUAAAAAAUAGCAUAGAUUUUCUUUACAGAUAAACAACAACUACAUCUUAAAUUUUGAGGGAAAGGACAUUAACCAAAAAAUGGAUGUUAAGUGAUCCUUUCAAAAAUUGCUGUUUAAUUUUUCAUGGAUGCUUUUUUGUGAGAAGCAAAUAUACCCUUUGUUUAUUUAUUCAGUUUGAAUACUUAUUAAAAAUAGAUUAAUUGGAAAUUGGUGUAUAAAAAUGGUAAAAUUACUGAUAUGUGCAGGGAGUAUUCCUGUUGGUUCCAAUAAGGUCAGGAUUUUAUAGUCUGGGAAUUUAUAGUUCUGUAACACACCAUAUAAAAUGCUACGCCUAGCUAUCAUGUUCUUGUCUCCUUUGCCAGUUUUUAUUGCAACUUUUGACCUUUUUUCAACCUAUCUUGUUUUAUUUGUGUGACACCUGUACUGUAUCUGACCCCUGUGUCUUUACCAUCUCCAUGUCCGUAUCUCUGCCUAACUCACUAAAUUGUAGAGCCUUUUUUCGUUCUGAUAGCCUUAAUUUUCUUAACCCAUCGCUAUCUUCUAUGUUGACUCCUGAUGUCAUAAGGUUCACCUGAAGGGCAGCCAAGUGAAAUUUCCUUCAAGCAAAUGUGUGCAUCCCAGUGUUGUCAUUGGGAGGUAGUAAUCAGUAGCACUACAAAGGUCAUGCAUCUUACCCUCUUCCUGCCUUGGGGACAGGAUAGAUGAGCCAUUUUUAACUUGGGUGCCUGGUAUGUCAGAAUAGUGUGCUCCUGCCAUAGAUCUUCAAACACUGAAAAUGGCUAAGUUAAAAUACAUAUUGAACAAAUCUGAGGCUUCUAAUAAAUGUUUUUUAUUUACAGUGUCUGUGGUAGAACAAAAAAAUAGAAAAUGUUCUCAAGAAGAGAUUGAAAGAAAAAAACAAGAAGCUCUUGCACGAAGAAAAUCCAGAACAC